Talaromyces marneffei is the source of this 267-nucleotide messenger RNA. RefSeq lists its product as uncharacterized. The record is from RefSeq and is a predicted model, not a curated record. The transcript is spliced from 2 exons. Lineage: Eukaryota; Fungi; Ascomycota; Eurotiomycetes; Eurotiales; Trichocomaceae. Gene Ontology annotation, cellular component: mitochondrion. Bases 1 to 267 code for a protein of 88 amino acids.
AUGCAUUCCCAUCUCCAUACUCCCGAAAACAUAAACUGCGAGGAAAUCAUGAAUGCCCUAGACGAAUGCCACUCUCGCGGAUUCUUAUGGAAAGCCAUGGGCCAAUGCAACGACAUCAAACGCGACGUCAACCGAUGUCUCGGCGCCGAACGAGCGAAGCGCGCAAAACAGAAUCGUGACCAGGCGAUGGAAAGGAGGGCGAGGGUUGAGAAGCUUUGGGCUGAGGAGAGGUUGCGGGAGCAGGGCGAGACAUUGCAGAAGCAAUGA